Lasiodiplodia theobromae is the source of this 855-nucleotide messenger RNA. RefSeq names its product Methyltransferase type 11. NCBI's taxonomy places the organism in Eukaryota, Fungi, Ascomycota, Dothideomycetes, Botryosphaeriales, Botryosphaeriaceae. The record is from RefSeq and is a predicted model, not a curated record. The coding region runs from base 1 to 855 and encodes 284 amino acids. The transcript is spliced from 3 exons.
AUGGAAUAUAAAACUUCCGCCUCCUUCGUACCCCAGCUCACCACCACCGUCCUCUCCUACCUCUCCCCCGAGCCGACCGACCACAUCCUCGACAUCGGCUGCGGCGAUGGCCCGCUCACCGAGCACAUCGCCUCCCUCGUCCCGCAAGGAUCAGUGCUCGGACUCGACGCCUCCCCUUCCAUGAUCAAGACGGCGCAAGAGGAACACUCCUCCCUCCCCAACAUCUCCUUCCAAGUCGCCGACUGCGCCGACCUCCCCACCUCGGCCCCCGACCUCCUCGCAUCCGCCCGCACGGCGCCGCGCUUCACUAAAAUCUUCUCCAACGCCGCCUUCCACUGGAUCCUCCGCAGUCCGCACAGCCGGACCAACCCCACCGUCUUCAGCCACCUCUGCACGCUCCUCCGGCCCGGCGGCCGGCUCGUGCUCGAGGCGGGCGGGGCGGGCAACGUGGCCGAGGUGUACACGGCGCUGACGGCGGCGCUCGUCACGCACGGCGGCGUCGCGUCCGUAGCCGCGGCGCGCGAGGCCAGCCCGUGGUACUUCGCCGACGAAGGGUGGAUGCGGGACGCGCUCGCCGAGGCUGGGUUCGAGGUCGAGCGGGUGGAGAAGGAGUAUCGGCCGACGCGGUUGACGACGGACGAAGGCGGCGGCGUGGAAGGGUGGGUGCGAUUGUUUGGGAAGCAGUUCUUGGAGGCUGUGCAGGGGGCGGAUGAGCAGGAGAGGGAGAAGAGGAGGGAGGACGUGGUGAAGUGGGUGGUUGAGGCGAUGAGGAGUAGUUGCGAGAGAGAGGAUGGGAGUUGGUGGUUGGGGUAUGUAAGGCUGAGGGCAGUGGCUAGGAAGCCGAGUGCUGCUUGA